Messenger RNA from Oncorhynchus masou masou (cherry salmon), 4859 nucleotides. RefSeq names its product mucin-2-like. The coding region runs from base 969 to 2891 and encodes 640 amino acids. The transcript is spliced from 7 exons. The record is from RefSeq and is a predicted model, not a curated record. Lineage: Eukaryota; Metazoa; Chordata; Actinopteri; Salmoniformes; Salmonidae. Gene Ontology annotation, cellular component: cytoplasm.
UCCUACUUAAAUAACAUAUCCGUUCUCUCACACAUUCUGCUGCAUUGUCUAUUACAGAAUGCCUCUCCUUUUCUGUCCUUUUCCCCCCACUAAGCGUUGAGUAGAAAGAAACCAAUGUGUUUGCCAGUAGUGACAGUUCUCAGUCUCCGGCUACCUUUGUCUCCCUCCAAAUGUUGCUUAUGCUGUUUCCAUUGUUAAUAUGACCACCAUGCCUAGUGAAGUACAUUCAGCCCCUCUGCUACAACAGCGUUCUGCUCAUGCUGUCCUGGGAUGUGACCCUGUAGUUUGGUUACAGCCCAAUAACGGCCAUGUUGAAAUGGAGCAGCUGUCUCUUGGGAGUUUGAAAAAAAGGAAGGGGGGUUGGAAAGGGAUGUGUGUGGAGGAGGAGGAAAAAACCCACCCAUUCCUUUGGAAUCGGUUCCCAUCCAGAGUCAGACACACUCUCAGAGCCCUGACAUGGCUUGAGUGAGGAAACCAGGGUUUGAUGGAGGGGAAAAUAGAUUACUGAGAUUACAAAGAAAGGAAAAAGACGACUGUAAGUAGUGACAUCUUAAGAGGAGAACAGAUAAAGAAAACCAAGGCAAGAAAAACUGUCUAGGAUAACUGAAGAUAGCAGUAGGAUUAGCAUACAGUAGGGACUAGGCAGUGCCAAUCAUCUGCAGUGCAGACAGAUGUGAUGUAGCAAUUUCCCUGAAGCAGAGUCUCCCAGUGAUGCCUGCCUGACGAGGGCUGACGACGAAUGACGUGUGUGUGUCGAGGGAGGAGGAAGUGUCAGCUCAGAGGACGACAGAGGAAGCAGUCUUCAGCUUGUGUGUGUGUGUGUGUGUGUGUGUGUUUGUGACAGACGAGCCCCGGUCUUCUUCUUCUCCUCAUGAGGCUCGUUUAGAAACCAACUCAUCUUCAGGAAACUGUUGGCUUAAGGAGUCAGGACAGUACCCCUCCACCUCCAGCCCGCCACCGCCGCCACCAUGCUGCAGCAGAUCUUAAAGGACAUGUACAUUGACCCAGAUGUGUUGGAGGCCCUAAAUGAGGACCAGAAAAAGACCCUGUUCCUGAAGAUGAGAGAGGAGCAGGUGCGGCGCUGGACAGAACGUGAGGAGAAAGAAGCGGACCAUAGGCCAAAGUCAAAGACAGCCAACAGUAAGAAAGUGAGCUGGUUGCUGGGCAGGGACGGAGAUGUGGCGGUCAUGGCGAUUGGAGAGGUGGACGAGCUGAAGACCUCCAAACUCAUCUGCACUGGGCCUGCGGAAAGAAGAGCACCACCAAGCCUGCACAAUAACACACUCCACCAGACAACUUCCCUGAAGAGCAACCUGGUAAACAGACCAGCCUCAGAACCUGUCAGAACUCGGAGAGAGGAUCUGCCUCCCAAAACACAGUCAGGGAUACAACUCAAUUUAAAGGAGAACAGUGAGGAAGUGAGGACAUUGCCCCCUCUACAGGGGGCAGUGAGAGAGCAGCUGCCACCUGCAGCAGUGGAAAAACAGGCUGACUUGGAGCAGGAUGUAGAAGUUGGUGGUCCACAGGAAAAUCCAGUCCUCCUGUCCUACAGACCUCACCCCAGAGCUGGCCCUUCCAACCUGAGGCUGGGUACCACACUGUCCUCUGUACCAAGCUCCACUCCAUCCCCGGUCCCCACUGACACACCGUCUCAUGUCCCCAAGACCAUAAACCCUGUCCCUACCAUCACACCGUUUUCUGUCCCCAAAACCAUCACACCGCCUGCUUUCCCUAGCAUCAUAACACCAUCCCCUGUAACCAACAGUGUCAUACCAUCUCCUGUCCCCAGCAGCAGUGUCACACCAUCUCCUGUCCCCAGCAGCAGUGUCACACCAUCUCCUGUCCCCAGCAGCAGUGUCACACCAUCUCCUGUCCCCAGCAGCAGUGUCACACCAUCUCCUGUCCCCAGCAGCAGUGUCACACCAUCUCCUGUCCACAGCAGCAGUGUCAUACCGUCUCCUGUCCCCAGCAGUAAUGCCAUCAGAGCUGCUCUAGAAAAGAGCACUGCCAAAUCACACGCUUCAGAGAAGACCGUCACACUGUCCCCUGUCCCUAGUCCCGUCACACUGUCCCCUGUCCCUAGUCCCAUCACACUGUCCCCUGUCCCUAGUCCCAUCACACUGUCCCCUGUCCCUAGUCCCAUCACACUGUCCCCUGUCCCUAGCCCAAUCACACUGUCCUCUGUCCCAAGCAGUGUCAAAACAUCUCCUGUCCCCAGUGUCUCACCCUCCCCUGUCCCCAGUACCACUUGGUCCCCUGUCCCCACUACCACUUGGUCCCCUGUCCCCACUACCACUUGGUCCCCUGUCCCCAGUACCACUCGGUCCCCCCCUGUCCCCAGUACCAUUCGGUCCCCUGUCCCCAGUGCCACUCGGUCCCCUGUCCCCAGUACCACUCGGUCCCCUGUCCCCAGUACCACUCGGUCCCCUGUCCCCAGUACCACUCGGUCCCCUGUCCCCAGUACCACUCGGUCCCCUGUCCCUAGCAUCUAUACACCAUCCCCUUUCCACAGGACCGUCACUCCAUCCCCUGUGGCUAGCAGCACGGCCAUAAGAGAAGCUCUAAAGAAGAGCACCACCAAAACACAUGCUCCAGAGAAGACCACUGUCACACCGCUGUCCGCUUCAACCAGACUCCACCCCCAGGAGACGCCCAGCAGCAGAGAUAUCCGUGUGAUGGCAGCCUCUCGCAGGACCAUGUCUGAGGAUGUGGUGUCUGAUGGGGGCGGGGACACCUGUACAGGGCGUGGCCGGGUGGCUCAGCUUAUGAAGACCUUCAGUGUGACAUGCCCCACCCCCUCCACACAGACCCCUCUCCCCCACGGCAACAAGCCCUCCAUCCCCACCAAACCCAGCCACCUGCGUCUCGUUGCCAGCCCCUCACUCAGGUAAUCCACAGGACAGGACCAGACAACCAGGCCCACCCCCUGUCCCCCAUUCCAUCCCCACCCAGGCCCCACUGGACAUUGCUGGACAUCCAGCCUGGGGCCUCAGCCACUGGGGACAGGCAUGCAGGCCACAUGAGUCUCUCAGGAACACAACCAAACGUUUGACUCGAUUGCUAUUACUCCAAAAGCAAUGCAAUGGUAUAGAGAUUUUAAAAUGUUUACUUUUGUUUACUUUUUAAAAAUGUUUACCAUGUUUUAUUUGAAAUUGUACAGUACUGUAAAUUCUCUCUGUGGGAAAGGCGAACCAAUAGCGUUGAUCGUAAACAGCAUCUUCCUUUGUAUCCUGCUUUUGCCUUUUUAUAUUCACAAAGGUAUUGGGUGGUUCCACGAAUUAGAUGACUCUUGAGUAGUGGAACUACAUUUUAGAAUUUUAUUUCACCUCAUUUUAACAUUCGGUCAAUGUUCAACUUAAUAAAAAACAUGUUUUCCCAUCUCAAGAGGUAAAAGAAAACGACUAUAGUAAGGCCGAUUAAGUGCUCACAAUUUUAUAUUUUUGUUACCGUCCAAUGCAGCUGUUUUUAAUCUCAAUAUCAAAUCAUUUCUGGGUAACAGUGAAGUACCUUAAUGUGAUAGUUUUCAAUUGAAAUGGUCAACAAGAAAACAAAAAUAGCUUCUUAGCAAAGAACAAUUUCUCAAGCAAGAAUUUUGCUAGGACUGUCUGGGAGUGGUCUGACUAGGCUGGGCAGAAUGUAAACCUAGCUGCAGAGAGGUUUGGAACUCUCUUUCUUAUUGGUCUAUUAACAAAUGUACCGGUGAUGUCACCAGGCAGGCCAGAACGCCAUUCCACCAAAACAGGCAGACAUUUCAGGUGGGUUUUUUUUCUUCAAACAUUUCUUACACUAAAAUGGCAUUAUCAUUAUUUCACAGUUUCACAGUAUUAUUCCAACCUCAAAGUGUGGAAAUAUAAAUAACAUCACGUUUUGGACUGCACCAGGCCUCUAAAAUAUGUAUAGCCUGUCUGUCUAUAGGCAACAGGGUUGAUGCUCGACCUGCUCGGUUCUCCACCACAAAACACCAGACAAAUGGCCAAAGACUAUUAGAUGUUCAAUGUUUCUUAAAUUUUUUUUUUUUUUUUUAAUGAAUAGUUUUAGCAUAUUAAAAUGAGAUUUCUGUUCAUGUAACAGACUUGACCUUAAAAUGGACAGGUUUUCUUUACCUUUUAAAAUGAAUAACUAAUCACAUGAAAUAAAUAAUAAUCUUUAGAAAUGACUUUAUCAAAGCAACAAAAUAACUAGGGCUUUACAAUGAAGGUGAAAAUGUGGAUACGUCUUGGUGACGUGGGUUAAAGUCUAGAAGUGACAAUCAAUCAAAGCAAGCAAUGCAGGCGUAGAAGCACAGUGGCUAGAGGGUGCACAGAGAGACAUGUCAAAAUGCAGAAUGCAUUGGAUUUAUUGAAUUUUCCAUGUGGUCUAUAUUAAAAGGCACUUCAUUUAAUAUAACCGGCUAUUAAAGUUAAUUAUUUGUGCACAAUUCCUUAAAAUAUCCCUUAUUUCAUGGAACAACCCUAUCAUUGACCAUAUCAUACCAUGUAUUCACCUGUUGAUGUUGUUUCUGAAAUAUUAUCAUGUACAAAUCCUACUUCAUUGAUACACUUAUCAUACAAUACAUUCACGAAGCCUGUACAAUGCUAUCAAGGUCAUAACCUGUACUUGUGAUCCCCAAAAGGUAUGACAAAUGUAAACUUGAAUGACAUAGUACAUGCAGUAAUAUUUGUUUUGUCAUUUUGAGGUGUUGGCUACUAUAUAGAGAGACACUGUGCUAAUGUUGACAGGGCCAAAUAGUUCAUACAUAGCUGUCAUGACCAAGGAGAUGGGUGGAUUACAGUAUGGACAGACCAGUAGAACAGGAUCAGUGAGGUGGUUCCUCCUUGAUCCCUGGGAACAGCACUCUUUCCUGCCACUUCUCCCAUGAC